Glarea lozoyensis ATCC 20868 is the source of this 885-nucleotide messenger RNA. RefSeq names its product HMG-box. Lineage: Eukaryota; Fungi; Ascomycota; Leotiomycetes; Helotiales; Helotiaceae. Bases 1 to 885 code for a protein of 294 amino acids. The record is from RefSeq and is a predicted model, not a curated record. The transcript has 3 exons.
AUGGCGCCUCCGUCUGGCGUUAUACCCCCACCUCUUGCACCCUCGGUCGAAGAAGCGUAUAGGCGCAAGUGCAUUCAGCUUAAGCAACGAAUAAAUGAGGUAGACCACGAUAAUGAAAACUCGCGAACUCGUGUCGUACGUCUAGAGCGAGCCGUCCAAAAGAUACGAUUGGAAAGAGCAUACCUUCUGGAGCAGCUCGCGAAGCGCACGAGCACAAAUGUGGAAGAUUCAGAGGGCAGUCCCAGUCCACCUCCAACUCCAAAAGAGAAGCCUCUCCGAACAAAACGCGGCCACCGUAAACCGUCAUUCCUGACGAAUCUUGGUGAUGUCGCUGGGGGAAGCGCCUUUAUCCAAGGACCAACAACAGUGUCCCCAUCCUCCGACGCAUUCUCACAUACACACCAAGACUCGAACACAGUUCGCAACUCAACACCUCAAGCAAUAGCCCAAAAACGGAUGCUCCCUACCAACGGUGCCGUUGGUCCGUCCCUCGGCACUCCAGUUCCAACUCCUCGUAAACCCAAGAACCCCUUCGAACUUUAUUGCAGUGACCACCGGUCAAGACUCAUGGAAUUAAACAGCAAAGGCAUCUCACAAGGUACAUACGAUGUUGAUGUUGAGCUCGGGCGUGGAUGGCGGGAUCUCAAUGACGAGCAAAAAAGUGAUUAUCAAGCUCGUUUCGACAAGGUCAAGAAGGGUGUUAGCGACAAGGCUCCAGCUGCAGCACUACCGCGCCCGACGGCAGUGGAUGCAGAAUCACAACCUGCUAGCACUACGGCAACCGCAGAUGAUGCUGAUGAGGAUGUCGACAUGGCGGAAGAUGGCGAUGAGAACCCCGCCGUGGUACCAGCCGCUAGUGGAUUCACUGCUGUUAACAGUGGUUGA